Molecule: messenger RNA, 1335 nt
Organism: Sporothrix brasiliensis 5110
Lineage: Eukaryota; Fungi; Ascomycota; Sordariomycetes; Ophiostomatales; Ophiostomataceae
Exons: 3
Coding region: 1-1335 (444 amino acids)
Source: RefSeq, a predicted model, not a curated record
AUGCCGUCUGUGUUUCGCACGUACGAGGCACAGAGCCGUCUCCUGGCUGCCGUCAUUGCGAGUCUUCCGACGGUUAAGCUCGACUAUUCUGCCAUUGCCCUGCACUAUGGCUCUGAUGCAACCAGGUCCAGCGUCGAACACCGCUUCCGGCCCAUCAAGCAGCAGGCGUCUCUGCUUCGCCAGGCCGUAGCGAGCAAGGAGGACGCCAAGGAGCUGGCCAGCAUCUUUCACCUGGGUGACAAGGAAAUUGCAAAAUACUAUGGUGAAUCCACUCGUCUGGGCAUCGAGUUCCAGUUUCGGGCCAUCAAGAAAGAGGCCAAAGCGAUGCGUGAUGGCACGUACAAAGAGCAGGCCAGCCCCUUGCCUGGCCGCAAGACCGCCGCCGCAGGCACAGGCAUAGGCGCUGGCGCUGCAACACCAACCCGCAAGCGCAAGACACCCGCCACCCCGGCCACUCCUGCCACUCCGGCCAACGCUGGGGCUUCCACGAACACUGUUGGCGCCAGCGCAGGUGUUGGAUCUGGGCCUCCGGCUAAGCGUGCACGCCGUGUCGCCGAGGCCGUCGUUUCUAAUGGGGAGGACGGCGGCGAUGGCUGCAGCACGCUGGCCAGCGAGGAGGUCGAUUACGAGCUGCUCGACCUGACACCAGCCUCGACACCGUCGCACCGGAUGGCCAUGCCAUCCAACGUACCCUCGCUCCCCCUGGCGGUGUCGUCAGUUGGCCCAAUUACGCCGACCACGACUGCGUUGACGUCUGGUGCUGCCACAACGACAGCGUUCCUGCCAGACAGCACGCCGGCCCUGAGUGCAGGGGUCUCGCCGCCCGACCAGGCAUCGCCUGAUCAUCGCGACUUGGUCUUCCACACGGCCGUCCAGCACCAGCGGCAACCCGUCUUCUACCCUCGCUACGGCAAUGGCGGCAGCGUUGACAACAGCUUUACCAUUGACGACAGCAACGCCAACGAUAACCACCAAGGUCACAUGAACGACGACGAUGAUGACGAUGUUUUCAUCAUUGAUACGCCGAGCCGGGCGCCCAAAGUGCCCAAAAUGGAGCCGUCUGCGCCGCCAUCCACGGCCACGCUGCACCACAAUGUUGCAGACCAUGGCUGGGACAAUGGCAGCCACACGCUGAGCCAAGGAAUUACUCAGACCUACAGCCAGCCCCAGCCUCAGAGCCAGAGCCAGAGCCAGAGCCAGGGCCAGUUCUCGUUUGACGCGAGCGGCGCGGCAUCGUGGGCACCGCUGGACCUAUUCCCGGCCGGUGCCAACGACAUAGCCUCUGUGUCUUUUGGCGACUCAGGGUCCUUUUUUGACAACGAUGGCACCAUCUGA